AGGGAGGCGGGGGCCCUGCCCGGCCCCGCCCGCGCCCUCCGCGCCGCACCUGAGCGCGCAGCGGCGUCCCCAUCCCCAUCCCCAUCCUCAUCUUCAUCCCCGUCCUCAUCCUCAUCCUCAUCCUCCCCCCCCCCCCCCCCCCCCCCCAACCCUCCCAUGGCGCUGCCGCUGCUGCUGUGCCUGGCGGCGCUGGGAGCCGGCUGCCGGGCAGGGCCCCCCCCCGGCGGCCCCCCCGGCCCCUCCGCCGAGCCGCCGCUGCAGGACGAGGCGGACAACCAGGAGAACAUCCUCUCGCAGCUGCUAGGUGACUACGACAAGGUGAAGGCGGUGUCUGAGGGCUCCGACUGCCGCUGCAAGUGCCUGGUCAGGCCCCUGGGCCGCGGCGCCUGCCAGCGGAUUAACGAGGGCGCCUUCAGAGCCGAGGACUUCUACACGGUGGAAACCAUCACGUCGGGACCCGGCUGCAAGUGUGCGUGCGUGGCCCCCCCGUCCGCCCUCAACCCCUGCGAGGGGGACUUCAGGCUGAAGAAGCUGCGGGAGGCAGAGAGCACUGACCUGAAGCUGUCCUCCAUCAUGGAGAUGCUGGAAAGUGCCUUCUACGGCUUGGACCUGCUGAAGCUGCACUCGAUCACCACGAAGCUGGUGGGCCGGGUAGAGAGGCUGGAGGAGGGCAUGUCCAGGAACUUCACGCAGGAUGGACGUGGGGUGGGAGCCGCCGCGGAGGAGCCUCUGCAGGAGCCCCAGCGCCGGGAGAACUGCUCCAGCCUCAUCUCCAACAGCCUCCCCGACAUCGAGGGCUCGCUGCAGAGGGACGCGGAAGCUGCCUACGUGCACACCGAGGGCAAGUACGAGGAAAGGUUCCUGAAAGACGAGACCAUCUCUCAGCAGAUCAACUCCGUCGAGUCCCUCCCGGAGCUGCACCUUGCUCCGGAGGAGGAGAAGCCCAAGCAGCUCCUGCAGAGGAAGCUGCGCCUGCGGAGCCGACCUCCUUCCAAGCCCACCAUCGUGCGAGGGGUCACCUACUACAAGGCGCAGUCCAGCGAGUCGGAGAACGACAUCGAGGAGCAGCGUGAGUCAGGUUCAUGGCUCCCCCCAGCAGAAGCAGCCUCGUCCCCCGGGAACGCGUGGGCUCAAAAGGACGAGCUGUUCAGCGGGGACAACACGGUGGAUUUGCUGAUCGAAGACCAGCUCCUGCGGCCCAGCGGGCGGGCAGGCGAGGGCAUGCGGAAGCCAUCCCCGGUGGGGUGGCCGCCCACCCCCAGCAGCGACCCCACCACCGCUGCGCCGGCCACCGUGCCCCUGUCCCCUGCCGCCUCCAUGGGGCUGACGCCGGACCCCACCACCGUGAGCCGGCCGCCCCCCACCCCGGGGACCACGAGCGCCCCAUCAGGGCUGCCCGAGGAGGGGACCCCACAGCUGCCGACAGCAUCAGCCAGCGCGGUGGCACCCACGGCCACCGAGAGCCUGCCUGCAGCCACUAGCCACGUCCCUAGCCCCGCUGUGGCCACCACUGCCCAGACCCCGUGGGACACGGGGACGAGCCCUGAGCCUGGCACGGGGAGCAGCCUGGGACCCCUGGAGCAGGCGAGCACCCCCGAAACGCCGGUCAGCCCCACGAUCCCCGCCACCCCGAAGCAGGCACUGGAGGAGGAGGACAUCAGGAACAUCAUCGGGCGCUGCAAGGACACGCUGUCCACCAUCUCGGGGCCCACCACCCAGAACACCUACGGGCGCAACGAGGGGGCCUGGAUGAAGGACCCCCUGGCCAGGGAGGAGCGGAUCUACGUCACCAACUACUACUAUGGGAACACGCUGGUGGAGUUCAGGAACCUCGACAACUUCAAGCAAGGGCGCUGGAGCAACUCCUACAAGCUCCCCUACAGCUGGAUCGGGACGGGGCACGUUGUCUACAACGGGUCCUUCUACUACAACCGGGCCUUCACCCGCAACAUCAUCAAAUACGACCUGAAGCAGCGGUACGUGGCCGCCUGGGCCAUGCUGCACGACGUGGCCUACGAGGAGUCCACGCCGUGGCGGUGGCGGGGCCACUCGGACGUGGACUUCGCCGUGGACGAGAAUGGCCUGUGGGUCAUUUACCCGGCCAUCAGCUACGAGGGCUUCAACCAGGAGGUGAUCGUGCUGAGCAAGCUGAACGCCGCCGACCUCAGCACCCAGAAGGAGACCACGUGGCGGACGGGGCUGCGGAAGAACUUCUACGGGAACUGCUUCGUCAUCUGCGGCGUCCUGUACGCUGUCGACAGCUACAACAAGAGGAACGCCAACAUCUCCUACGCCUUCGACACGCACACCAACACGCAGAUCAUCCCCCGGCUGCUCUUCGAGAACGAGUACGCCUACACCACGCAGAUAGACUAUAACCCCAAGGACCGCCUGCUCUACGCUUGGGACAAUGGCCACCAGGUCACCUACCACGUCAUCUUUGCCUACUGAGCCCCCCAGCCAUGGCGGGGCACUGCGAGCGAGGGGCCACCAGCACCUUUUGUUAUUAUUAUUAUUAUUUUUAUUAUUAUUAUUAUUAUUUUGUACAAAUCAAAGAGUAAAUGAUUUUUUGUCGUU
Messenger RNA from Cygnus olor (mute swan), 2577 nucleotides. RefSeq names its product olfactomedin like 2B (gene OLFML2B). The record is from RefSeq and is a predicted model, not a curated record. Bases 157 to 2451 code for a protein of 764 amino acids. The transcript is spliced from 8 exons. Gene Ontology annotation, biological process: signal transduction. NCBI's taxonomy places the organism in Eukaryota, Metazoa, Chordata, Aves, Anseriformes, Anatidae.